AUGUACAGUCGCAAAGCUUGGGGAGGAAACGUCGAUCCUUUCAUACUGGUGAAAUUCUCCAAGUCAGCAGCAUCAGAAAGCGAUCCACUGGCUAGCUUGGUCAUAUUUGAAUGGUCUGACGAGGAAUUGAUUGGGAAAUACCGUUCCGACGACGCCGAGGUCAAGGAAACAAUUUGCGAUGCCUCCAACGUCGAUGCGAAGAUCUGUACCGAGGAUCAACUCGGGUCUUUCGUCCUCACAAACAAUGCCUCUGACGUAUCUACAAGCCCCAUUAUCUCGAAGGCGAUCCAUCUGAAUGACCCGGAUGCCUUGAAAUACCCUGUCAGAAAGACUGGAUUUUACUGCGUGAGCACGUAUGCGUACUCUGGGGAGGACUACAAAGCAGUCGUCACAUUCCGGAAUUCCUAUGGUGAGCUUCCAGCUGCGCAAAUCGCGAAGCUUCCAUUCUAUGGUGCUUUGACCAUUGUGUACGCCGUGAUCGGAAUCUUCUGGGCAUUCCUCUACGUGCAAAACCGUUAUGAUAUCUUGCCUGUUCAAAACUAUAUCACAGCGAUUGUUGUCUUCCUGAUCGUUGAGCAAUUGAUGACAUGGGGAUUUUAUGGCAAUUCGACAGAAUUCCAGAACCGCAAUGGACUCAACGGCGGAGCGAAGGCCCUGAUGGUCAUUGUCGCUGUUCUCAAUGCAGGUAGAAACGCCUUCUCGUUCUUCCUUCUUCUCAUCGUUUGCAUGGGCUACGGUGUGGUGAAACAUUCUCUUGGCCGAACAAUGAUCUAUGUCCGUGUCCUGGCAAUCGCACACUUCAUUUUCGCGGUUGUCUACUCGGUGGCCAGUCUGUCGAUCACCCCAGAGAGUGCCGGUCCCCUGGUGCUUCUAAUCGUUCUUCCACUUGCCGGCACACUCACUGCGUUCUACGUGUGGACCCUGAACUCCCUAAACGCCACCAUGAAGGAUCUCAUUGACCGAAAGCAAAAGACCAAGGCUAUGAUGUACAAAAAGCUGUGGUGGUGUAUCCUGGGAAGCAUCAUCGUGAUCUUCGGUUUCUUCUUCAUCAACUCGUUCGCCUUCGCCGGACGCAGUGACGCGAGCUUUGUUCCCGAACACUGGAAGGCAAGAUGGUUUGUUUUGGAUGGUUGGCUCAACCUGGUGUACCUGUUCGAUAUCGGAUUUGUGGCCUAUCUGUGGCGACCAACCGCUAACAACCGCCGCUUUGCCAUGAGUGACGAGCUUGCUCAAGAUGACGAUGGAUUUGAGAUCCGAUCAUUCGGCAGUGGGCUGGAUGAGGAGGAUGCAUAUGAUGCCCCGCCUGACUACCCUGGCAGCUCGGCUGCCGAAGGCCGUCGUGACUUGUCCCCGGUGCCUCCUAAGCCUGUCUCUUCAGCCCCACGACAGCGUGAAUCUCUUGAGGAGGAAACGAUAUUCGCAGUGGGCGAAGAAGACGGCGAGAGAUGGUCGGAGGAUGACGAGUCACCUCGCAACUCGAACGAGAGAGAACGACUCACCGGCAAAAACAAAGAUUAG
Molecule: messenger RNA, 1518 nt
Organism: Penicillium olsonii
Lineage: Eukaryota; Fungi; Ascomycota; Eurotiomycetes; Eurotiales; Aspergillaceae
Source: the annotation of a GenBank genome assembly